GCGGGGGCCGCGGCGGCCUGGGUAUUUGCAUGGGCUGAAGGCAAAGCGUCUUCAUCGGUGACAGUCUGUUUUUAUUUUUAGCUGGCCGCUCAGCUCGCGUUGCAGGGAGGGAACGAGGCUGGCUCCCGGCGGGGCAGCAGGACGCGGACACCAGCAGAGAGGUUACCGCAGGCGAGCGGCAGUCAGCCAGGCUGCAAGCUGCCCCGAGGCAGGGAGCAGCGGCCUCUCGCUCCCCUAGUCAGAGGAUCUGCCUGGGGGGUCGCUCGGCUCUUCCGCGCGAGCCUCCUGCAGCGGAGGCACCGGCAAGGCUUUGCAAAUGGCCAGCUCUCGGCUAGAGCUGGAGGAAAUUCAGCCUCUGCAGCAGGACGCUGCCCGUCCUGAGCCAGCCGUCGCCGAGGCGCGGCACUGGAUCGAGCAAGUCACAGGCAGAAGUUUUGGUGACAAAGAUUUUCGGUCUGGAUUAGAAAAUGGUAUUCUGCUGUGUGAGUUGCUGAAUGCAAUAAAGCCUGGACUGGUAAAAAAGAUCAAUAGGCUGUCAACCCCUAUUGCUGGGUUGGACAACACUAUCUUAUUCUUAAGAGGCUGCAAAGAGCUGGGGCUUAAAGAAUCUCAACUUUUUGACCCGGGUGACCUUCAGGACACAUCAAACAGAAUAACAGUCAGGAACAUUGAAAACAGUAGGAAGCUGAAAAAUGUCCUAGUUACCAUUUAUUGGCUGGGGAAAGCAGCAAACAGAUGCACUUCAUACAGUGGAGCAACACUGAACCUGAAGGAGUUUGAAGGAUUGCUGGCACAGAUGAGAAAGGAAACUGAAGAUAUUGAGAGUCCCAAACGCAACAUUCGUGACAGUGGUUAUAUUGAUUGUUGGGACUCUGAACGCAGCGAUUCCCUUUCCCCCCCUCGCCACGGCAGAGAUGAUUCCUUUGACAGUCUGGAUUCAUUUGGUUCCCGCUCACAGCAGACACCGUCUCCAGAUGUAGUACUCAGAGGAAGCAGCGAUGGGAGAGGGAGUGACUCUGAGUCUGACUUGCCACACCGAAAGAUGCCAGAUGUGAAAAAAGAUGAUAUGUCUGCAAGGCGGACGUCGUAUGGCGAACCUAAAUCAGUUGUGCCUUUUAACCAGUAUCUCCCGAACAAGAGUAACCAGACUGCCUAUGUACCAGCUCCUCUUCGGAAAAAGAAAGCUGAACGAGAGGAGUACCGGAAGAGCUGGAGUACUGCUACUUCACCACUUGGAGGAGAGAAGCCUUUCAGCAAAAACCAUCCAGAAACCAUAGAAGAACAAAAUGAGGCACCAGGACAACAUGAAGAGGAGCAGGUGGGAUGCAUGGCUUCCAGGACAAACCCCAGUAAAAGUCAAGUAGAUUUGAAUCAAAACAAAGGAAAGACUAUAGGUCAGUUUCCUUCAGGUAGCGCCAAAGAAACUGCAGUGCACAAGUGCAAAGAGAAGGAUGCAGAGGAAAUCAGAAAGUUAAGAAGGCUUGAACAAGCUGGUAUUAAGGUCAUGCCAGCCGCACAACGCUAUGGCAGAUUCGGCCCCAGAACUGCUGUGUCUGAUGACGCAGAGAGUGUGAGUAUGUUUGACAUGAGGUGUGAAGAUGAAGCUGUGAUGCAGCCUCACAGCAAGGCUCGCCAUGAAAAGCUACAGCAUAUUCACAACCAACUGAAAGAGGAUGAGGAUAGAUGGCAAGAUGAUCUGGCACGGUGGAAAAGUCGGAGAAGAAGCGCUUCACAGGACCUAAUUAAAAAAGAAGCAGAGAGAAAGAAGAUGGAAAGGUUAUUGAGUGGCGGUGAUGGAACAAGUGAGCGAAGGAAAAGUAUCAAGACUUACAGAGAAAUUGUGGAGGAGAAAGAGAGAAGAGAAAAGGAGCUGCACGAAGCCUACAAGAAUGCCAGGUCACGUGAGGAAGCGGAGAGCAUUCUCCAACAAUACAUUGAAAGGUUCACCAUUAGCGAAGCUGUCCUUGAACAUUUAGAGAUGCCAAAAAUUCUGGAAAGAAGCCAUUCAGUGGAGCCAAAUUCAUCAUCACCACCGAAGGACCCAAAUCCUAUGAGAUACUUACGGCAACAAUCGCUGCCUCCUCCAAAAUACACUGCCACUAUUGAAGCAACCAUUGUUCCCAUCAGUGAAUCAGAAGCCACUGUUUCAACAGGCCAGACAUCUCCAAGCAAAACUGUUGUCUCCAAGGCUGUGCCUGUGCUGACACCUAAGCCUUAUGCACAACCCAAAAACACGCAGCAGGUCUUGAAAACAUUUAAGGUAGAUGGAAAAGUCAGCAUGAAUGGCGAAACUUUCAAUGGACUUGAAGAGAAGGAUAAAGAAUGUACAACAGUGAUAUUUGCUCCUUUACUAAGAAGAUCUCCAAAGUUUGAACGGGUGGCCAGAGUGGAUGGAUCCCCGGUGGAACUGAAGCAGGACACCACUAGCGUUGAGCUCAGUUUAAAGAGGCCUGCCACUCACACUGUGCACAGAGAGCUGACAGCCUCCUUCACUGAAGACAUUAAACCAGCCAACCAAAAAGAUGAAACGGAUUCUGGAAGGCCAGAAAUGAUGAAUUCAGGGUUUGCUUCACCAGCUGCAGAACAGAAACAAUUCAAGACAACUGUUACUUGUGCCCGCCCUGCUGUGCCCAGCAUGGAGUUCCCUCCUAGCACCCAUUCUGAAGAAGCAGCUUCAAAAGAUAAAGAUCUGAAGAAACCCGAGACAGAACAACAGAAGGAAGCAGAGAUCCUAGUUACAGAGAAGGUAGUGAAGUCAAAGGCUCCAGAACAAGAAGGGAGUAUAUUAUUUCCAUUUUUGAAGAAAGUACCUGAGACCAGCCAAGUUAUUCUGCAGAACUCUGAUCAACAAGCGGAUUCUGAUAAUAGUGACAAGUCAAAUCAUUUCAGUUUCUGGUCCUGGGAUCCGGAAGAGGAACGAAAGCGACAGGAAAGAUGGCAGCAUGAACAGGAACGCUUGCUUCAGGAGAGGUACCAGAAGGAGCAGAACAAGCUGAAAGAAGAAUGGGAAAAAGCACAGAAAGAAGUUGAAGAGGAGGAGCGUAGAUACUGUGAGGAGGAGCGCAAGAUAAUUGAGGAUACUGUAGUUCCAUUCACGGUUUCUUCAAGCUCUGCUGAACCCCUCUCCACUUCUUCCUCUGUCAGUGAAGGAAAUGGGAUAAUGACUAUGAUGGAACUGAGCAAUUCUCAUGAGGAAGAGAAACAAAAGGAAAUUAAAAGAGAGAAGAAAUUACCCUGGGAGCAGGAGAGUGCAUCAUUAGCCAAAAACAAGAGAAGUGAACCAUGCCUGGAAAAGAAAAGCAGUGUAAAUAAAGUGCCCACAGAACAUCCAGAGACUAUUCUUCAGACGGAAAGUGAGCAGGAUCACCAGGUGUCAGUGACGGAGCGCAGCUCACCAGUCAUACUGAAUCUACCAUUGACUCAGGAUGUGUCGUGGAGUCAGCAGUUGUUAACGAAACAGUCACCACACAUUUCAGAAGAAGUUAGACAGAAAACAUCUCUGGAUCAGAGCAUAGACCAGCAGGAUAAUUCCCCAGGUGAAAGGAGAAGGACAGGCUAUCAUGAGAAUUUCAGGCCUGGGCUGUCAUCUCCAUGUUCUCCUACACCUCAAAACCACUCACCCAACAGGUAUCAAAGGUCUGUCAGUGGAAAGAAACUAUGUUCUGCCUGUCGGCUUCCUCUUGGAAAAGGAGCUGCCAUGAUUAUUGAAACACUUGGUCUAUAUUUUCACAUUCAUUGCUUCAGGUGUGGAAUUUGCAAGGGACAGCUUGGAGAUGCAGCAAGUGGAACUGAUGUCAGGAUUAGAAAUGGUCUUCUCAACUGCAAUGAUUGUUACAUCAGAUCCAGAACUGCUGGGCAGCCAACAACGUUGUGACAGGAAUUUCAGUCCUAAAAACUUGCUGCAAGGAGCUUCCCCAUCAUGUCCCUGGGGCUGCUUCCAGACAAUCACUUGUAAGAGCUCAUAUCCAUGGACUUCAUAGCUCCCAUCUCAUUUUGUAAUGCUCAUAUAAAAGGCUGCAUCUGCUACUUUAAAGCGCAGUAUGAUUUUUCCCUUUCUUAAUGAAUUUGCAUAAUAUGUAUGAAGAACAUUUGGUAAUUCGUAUCUGAAAUAUUAAAAAAGAGGAUUUCCAUAUUUUCCGAUAUGUUUAUGAUUUAAAAUCUGUCAUUUUGGUCUUUUCAAAGUCAGAAAAGAUUCAAUAAAUCUAUUUUGUUUUAAUACUUCUAGGAAUUAAAAUAAGUUUACAGAAUGUUUAUGGAAGUUCUAGAAUAUGUCAAUUCGAGAUGAGAUUAUUUAAAGAUAGCAUCAAAUUAGUGCAUUUGCAAAACUAAACAUCACAAGUGACUUUUCUGUUAUUACUGAAACUAUUAACUUUUUUACACAAAGACACUAGUUUAAUAAUACAUACUGUAAUUCUGAAACAUUUUGUUUUAUAUUAUCUUCAGUGGAGGGUAGGAGUUAUACAAAUAAAUUAUUGCACCUUUAGCAUUAGGAUUUUUUUUCAGUAUGUGUAUACAUCAAGUAAUGUUCAACACUAUAGUUUAAUAGUCUAUCAAAUAAAGAUUUCUUCAUUAACCUUGAAAGAGUGUAUGCCAUUAGCAAUUGCAAAAAUCCACGCUAGGAUAAUAAAGAGGAAAUCUUUUCUUAACAUGUACAGAAUUAUACAAUACUACCAAAUUCUUGGGGGGCUGACGUGGAUGAAGCUGAAUCUACCAGAGGUGGGUUGGUGGUUGUUGGUACAGCUAAACGGAUCUACUGGCUUGUAAUUUUCUCAUGGCCAGUAGAGUUGUUACAAAUGAAUUAGCAGAUCUUAUGAAUCUGAUAUCUUAAUGAGAUUCUAUGUAGUAGAAAUACAUUUACAAACCAGACAGGUUGAUUUGGUUCCCAUAAAGGGUCAAUAUAAUUAGAAUGUGUCAAACUAUAAACAGCUGUGAUUCAGUGCAGUACAUCAGUGGUCCUGAACCUGUGUUCCUUGUAUAUACAACUCUCAUUACAGUCAGUGGGAUUUGUGAGUGUAUAAAGAAUGCAGGAUGAGGUCCAAUCUGUAACACUUUACAAAAAAACCCAACAAAACUAUUAAGCACAUUUGGGUCAGUUGCACUCUGUGCAUUAUCAUAAAUAUAUUCUACUGUUAGUGCAUACCAGUAGCUCCCUGAAAUAGAAACUGAAGCUGUGGGUGUAUAGAUCAAGAAUAUACCCUAAAAUUUAGCUCACACAUUACAGUUGUAAAAUAUUACAGUACUGAUUUCUAACUGUACUACAUGGUGAAUUUUAGCAGGCUGAUAAAGGAGAAGUUAUUCAAAAAAUCACACUUAGCAGCUUAAGAUGUGAUUUAAAAUGAAAAAAAAAUCUAUUUAUUCUGCCUUAAAACCAUGGUCAACUAAAUUAAGAGAUUCCUUAUUGUAUGUGACAGAAUAUGUACACAUCCAUUGUCUUUUGAUGUUGGUAAAAGGAAAUAAAGUGGAUAUUAGGUAAGCAAUAAUUUUUUCUAAGUGUUUAUAUUGAUAGCAUCUAUUUAUUUAAAAUGCUAGACAGUUCUUUGCGUGCAAGUUGCAUGCUCAUGCAAAAAUACUUUGUCACUGAAAACAUUUGCACAAUGUUGUAAUUUUAAGACGUUGCUGUCUAAUAGAAAGUUACACAUUAUUUCAUUAAAACUGUGCCUUAGAAAAUGCGAAGUUGUUGCACAUAGUGGUGACUUAUGGAUGCAAUAAAUCCCAAGAGUAAAGCUCACAGGACUUCACAUGGGGGUUAUUUUAUUUUUAAAAAACCCUACAAAAAUAUUAAAGAAACGUUUGGAUAUAUAGAGCAACAUCCAAUGUUUUGAUUAACCAUUUGCAUGAUUUACUGUUAAAUGUUUUGAUAACCUUGAUGUUUACAUGUUUACACUUUGCAUGUUGUCAUCAUAAUACUUUAUUGCAAAUAAUGCACAAUAUGAAAAUUCAAAAUACAGAUUUUUAUAAAGUACUUUUUACAGCUGUCUAACUCCAAUUGUUACACUAAAGGUAUGUGAAUGUAUUAUAUUCUGGGCAUAAUUUUCAAAACAUGACUUCUAUUUUUGCAUGCUUGAGUGUGAACAUUUAAUAUUUAGUCAUUAACACUUAUGCACACAGGUGAUAAGAUUUAGAUGUAUAAAUCAGUCACCUGAGUGUACAAGUGAAGUCAGUGGUAAACUCCCAGUGAUUUUAGCAGAAGCAUGACUGGAGCCAAAAUGCAUGUGCAAAUUGGAGUUUUUAUGUGCAGAGUUGCAAACGCACAAAUGGAUCUCUGAUUGAAGCCUCUUGAAAAUGUAGCCCUCCUUUCUCUCAUUUUUUCGUAUAUACAUAUUUUAGUGUGGCUAAUUGUAUAUGUACCAAAACUAAUGUAAAGCAAAACAAAGCAGCAUUCUUAGACCACAAGGGUUUUUCCAUAAUGAACAACUGGUCACCAGCACAGAACAUUUUCUAAAUGCUAAUUGCCAAUGGUUUGUUAAUAUUUGAUUUAUUUUUUCAUUUGGAGACUGUUACAUGGCAGUUCAAGCAGGCUAAGGCCUAGCUUUUUCCAAUUCAAACAUAAGUUUUGAAAUAUUUUUCUUUUUCUUUUCUUUUUUCUUUUUCUGUUUUUUUUCUUUUUAUUUGUUUGUGGUUGCAGGAAAAAUAAUGCUUUACUUACACUGAGCUACCAUGUAAAUGUGUUUGUUUCACAGUGAUGUAUUGUUGCUGAGCAAGUACAAUAUAAUGUUUUUUAGCUCUUGCAAAAGCUUAUUUACCACCUUGUAACAUCAGAGAACAUUGAUAACUGUCAUGGCCAUUUUAUGUAUUUUGCUGCCAAACUUUCAUCCUGGUUUUCCUUACUCCUGCUCUGUAGCGUUAUUGAUGGAAUACAUACUAUAGCUAGCCUAUACAUGACAUAAUGGUUGGUGAGCUAAAACGGAUCCACCUUAUAUGCAAGCCCAAUCAAGGACAAGAAUUACUGUCCUAGUUGGGCUAAUGUUCCAUAUAGUUACACUAAUCUUCACUUACAAUAUUUAUUCUAAAAUGCCUCUGGAAAAUAGGGGAAAAUGGUCUAGGAUGCAACAGCUUUUAUAGUUAAUGUAUGUUUAUAAAUAAAAUGUUGAAUAAAUUGGGUGCAGUGU
Gopherus flavomarginatus (Mexican gopher tortoise) is the source of this 7109-nucleotide messenger RNA. RefSeq names its product LIM and calponin homology domains 1 (gene LIMCH1). The transcript has 28 exons. The coding region runs from base 317 to 3874 and encodes 1185 amino acids. Lineage: Eukaryota; Metazoa; Chordata; Testudines; Testudinidae. Gene Ontology annotation, molecular function: actin binding; myosin II head/neck binding. Gene Ontology annotation, biological process: positive regulation of stress fiber assembly; regulation of focal adhesion assembly; actomyosin structure organization. The record is from RefSeq and is a predicted model, not a curated record. Gene Ontology annotation, cellular component: stress fiber.